UCGGCCGGCGCGCGCGCACAUAUCCAAUAAUAUCUAUUAUUAACAUAAAUAAGGCAAAAAUGCGGCCAUUACGCAUUUGUUGAACAUUUAGCGACCUUAUUUUUUGUGUAAUGUGAUGAUGUGAUUUUUUUUAAAACAGUUUCAAAAGUUGUUUAAUAUUUUUUUACAAAAUAUGUUAAGAUACCUAAGACAAGUACUAGGGUUGCAGAUUAGAAAGGAGAUAUAGUUUAUAGAAGGACAUUAAAAUAGGACACUGUGAAAGUGAAUUUAUGAGUGUUAGUGUUAUUGGGAUUACGGAAUAAUCUAGGAUUUAUAGCCCUUUGACAAGAUGCUGAGCUUCCAAGAGAUCGCCUUCCAGGCGGAGAUGGAUCGCCACAACGACCCCGAGUCGGAGCAGGACGCCUUGACCCUCUGCGAUGAGGACCCAGCCACCAGGAAGAGGAACAUAGAGGAACUGAGGAGAAUUAUAUUUGAGAGAGGUGAAUGCCACCCGCCGCGGACUGACGAUGCGUUCCUGCUUCGCUUCUUGCGCGCGCGCCGCUCCAUACCGGCCAGAGCUCACAGGCUGCUAGUGCGCUACUGCAAUUUCCGUGAGCAGAAUCCUCAUCUGUGGCGCGACGUGGACUGGUACGCCCUUCGGAGACUUGGCAACGUGUUUGAGGGAGUCCUGUUUGAUCGGCCCGAUGUUGGCAGACUCAUCAUUUGUAGAUUGGGUCAAUGGGACCCAGACUUGUUCUCCAUCGACGAGCUGACGCGGGGCUGUCUCCUGCUCCUGGAGAUCGGGAUCAUGCAGCCCAAGCUUCAGGUGCUGGGUGGAACAGCCCUGAUAGACUGCCAAGGACUGACCAUGAAGCAUGUACGGCAAAUCACCCCCUCGUCUGCUAUACACGCUAUGAACGUUCUGGGGUAUGCUUUUCCCUUGCACCAGCGUGGUAUUCACGUGAUCAACUGCUCCAGAAUAUUCGAGACGGUGUUCCACUUUUUCAAACGACUGGCACCAUCCGAAGACCUUUGGAAGAAGGUUUACUUCCACGGAUAUGAUAACAGCUCUUUACACCGAUACAUAUCGCCCGAUUGUCUUCCAAAACGGUACGGGGGCUACCAAACCGAAGUCUCUCUGGACUUGUGGUUAACGAAGAUCAAGCAGUAUAAAAAUAAGAGUUUCGAUAGUGAUAUGAGGACUUUAGGCUAUUAUGUUGAUUAGCAGAUAUAUUUCUCAAUGCUACCAGCUCCCGAAGUAUGGCACGCGGGAAGCCAUUUUUAUUAGAAUAGAUUAGAUUUAUUUUCAAUAUUUAAUACAAGGUAUCACUUAUUGACGUCAUAUCACUUAAAUCUAAUUAUAACUACUACCGCUUCCGCAUGUGUUGAAGAAGCGGCGAAACAAACUACACUGCAGCAUUUUCAUCGGACGUCAAUUUACAAAUUUAUUGCGCGAAAAAGUAUCGCUGUUUCGCGUUUUAUUAUUACCUAAUACGAGACAGCGAUAGUUUGAACAUGCGUCCCGUGUGCCAUACUACAGGGGCUUUACAACAGGACUACUUAAACCCUUUCCAAUGAAUGCAGUAAAAGGUGACUAAGAAAAUAAACAUCACAUACCCAAAUCUUUUACUACGAUCCAUUAAGGGUUCCCUUGUAAUAGUUGCUGAGAUCAGAUGGGAACAUACCUAUAUCUUUUGCCACGAUCCAUUCAGGGUUAGGUUUUAUUUUUAUUUAUUUAAAUACACAUAACAAAUUGUAGGAAAAAUAUACAUAGUAGUAAAAUUAUAAGGUUACGAUCUACACUACAAUUCAAAAACAGUGUACAUACGAAGACCAUAUAAGAAAAAUGCAAGCAGUUAAGAGAUACAAUAUAUGAUAAUGAUAUAGAUAAAUAUUAACUAAAAAAGAAAUUUAAGGUUCCUUGAUCCUGGAUCAUGUUCAAAAGAACAGAGUUGAUUUACAGAUAAGCAAUAACCAAGCAAUUUUGGAAAUAUCAACGGGAUGGGAUGGAUGUUUUUUUACUGGGACCUUUUCAAAAUACCAAGUGGAUCCCUGAUGGUAUGGUUGUAUAAAAUAAUUACCUUUGUGUAUAUAUGUACUGGAAAUUAGAAUAAAAUAAUAUAUUGUAAUUGUAGGUGAACAUGGCCUAUCAGUCUUUUAAAGGCCGUCGGCUCUGUCUACCCCGCAAAUGCUAUAGAUGCGAUUAUUUGUGUUUAAGUAUGUAGGGUAGAAUGACAAUAAUGUAACUAAAUUGUGAUGUGAUAUAUUUUGCUAAAAGUGUUUAAUUUAAUACUGUAAACUCAGAUAUUAUACAACUUUUACAAUUUUUAAGAUAUUAAUAAGGUACCUAUAUACAAAAUUCUAUGUUACUAUUU
Messenger RNA from Amyelois transitella, 2354 nucleotides. Its product is annotated as clavesin-1. Gene Ontology annotation, cellular component: membrane. The transcript has 7 exons. Gene Ontology annotation, molecular function: phosphatidylinositol bisphosphate binding. Bases 329 to 1204 code for a protein of 291 amino acids. The record is from RefSeq and is a predicted model, not a curated record. Lineage: Eukaryota; Metazoa; Arthropoda; Insecta; Lepidoptera; Pyralidae.